GCUGAAUUGACAAUUCCACCGCCGCCCGCACUCGCAGUCUCCGGUCCUCCUCCUCCGCCUCGCGCCACCCAAACCAAACCCCCCCUCCCUCCCUCCCCCACCAUACGCGGCGCGGGGGGCGACGACGGGGCGCCGCUGCUGCUCGGAGAGCCACCGGCGGUGACCCGUGCCAUCGCGCACGCGCAGGGGGGAGAGGAGGAGGAAGGCGGCAGCAGCAGCCUCGGCCUGUGCCGCAUGCCGCUGUGGGGGACAGGCUCGUCCGCGCCCGCGGCGGCCUCGCCCGCCGAGGGCAGCGCCGCCGGAGCCGGAGGGGAUGCGCCCCGCGCGUCGUCCGGCGGGGGCGCCGCCGUCAUCCGCUCGCUGCUGCCCACCCGCCGCCGCCUGCGGCUCGACCCGCCCACCAAGCUCUUCUUCCCAUAUGAGCCUGGGAAGCAAGUCCGUAGUGCAGUCAGGAUCAAGAACAUCAGCAAGUCUCAUGUAGCAUUUAAGUUCCAAACAACAGCACCAAAGAGUUGCUUCAUGAGGCCUCCAGGUGGUAUACUUGCUCCAGGGGAGAGCAUCAUAGCUACAGUUUUCAAGUUUGUGGAGCAUCCUGAGAAUAAUGAGAAGCCAUUAGAUAAAUGCAAGGUUAAGUUCAAGAUUGUCAGUCUGAAAGUCAAAGGACCUAUGGAGUAUGUCCCAGAACUGUUUGACGAACAGAAAGACCAAGUAGCAGUUGAGCAAAUUCUGCGUGUUGUGUUCUUGGAUGCUGAGCGUCAAACUCCCCAAAUGGACAAGCUCAAGCGCCAACUUGCUGAAGCAGAGGCAGCCCUUGAGGCACGCAAGAAACCUCCAGAGGAAACCGGUCCCCGUAUUGUUGGCGAAGGCCUUGUAAUUGAUGAAUGGAAGGAACGAAGAGAACGAUACCUUGCUCGUCAGCAGAUUGAAGGGGUUGAUUCAGUGUAGACAACACGGCGUCAUGAACUGUAAACCAAUUGUUGCUUGGACAUAUCGUUUUAUCCUCAGCACACGUCCUUUUGUCCAUGGUUCUUCAGCUUUUACAAAGUUUCUGCUUGGAACAAGAGUGAGGCUUUGUGUAAUUAGGAUUUGAGCUUCAUGCUGCAGGUCAUUCCCGGGGUCUAAAUGUAGAUACUCAGUCACUGCUUGCUAAUAAUAUCUUCCGUGCUAGAUCGUGUACUGGGGUUUGAGUAUCAUGUUCCUAUCAAUAUUGAAUGUAAUAUUGUCAGAAGGGACUUUUCAAAGUGAUAAAUGGAAGUUCUGCUAUCAUGUUACUCUAUUA
Oryza brachyantha (malo sina) is the source of this 1279-nucleotide messenger RNA. RefSeq names its product vesicle-associated protein 4-1. Gene Ontology annotation, cellular component: plasma membrane; endoplasmic reticulum membrane. NCBI's taxonomy places the organism in Eukaryota, Viridiplantae, Streptophyta, Magnoliopsida, Poales, Poaceae. Gene Ontology annotation, biological process: endoplasmic reticulum membrane organization. The record is from RefSeq and is a predicted model, not a curated record.